Cylicostephanus goldi is the source of this 186-nucleotide messenger RNA. Lineage: Eukaryota; Metazoa; Nematoda; Chromadorea; Rhabditida; Strongylidae. The record is from the annotation of a GenBank genome assembly.
AUGAUCGUUGGCGUAAAUCUUGUUGCGGGGUUCAGUUUGAUGCGAAAUCGGAAUCUGAAAUUCAUUCGCGUUGGGAUACCGUUUUUCUCGAUUGUUCUUGGUGGUGCUUACGUCCUACAUUACUUUCAACAAGUUCGGUACGAUUUUCGUAAACUGAAGCAGCAGGACGCGAAUCUAGAAGAUCUG